AUGUCUAAAGAAAAGUUAACGGGAGAUUGUUUAAGAAUUGUAUUAAAAGAACUAGAAGAAGACAAAGAUACUUUAUAUUCAUGCUUACUAGUUAAUAAAUUAUGGUGUGAACUAACUGUAGAAGUAUUAUGGAGUCAACCUUUUCGUAUAACCAGGUCUUCACCUUCCUCAAAACUAAUAGAAAUCUACAUGAGAUUUCUUUCGGCUGAACAAAUACAGAAAAUUAAACAAGAAACAGGAACAUUAUUAAUAAACGAAGAAGAAUACAAUGACGAUUAUGAUUAUUUCGGAGCUACCGUUUUUCUACCAAUGUUUGAUUAUCCAAUAUUUCUAAAAAAUUUAUCAUACCUUGAUUUAUACAUUUCAGUAUCAAAAUGGUUUAAUCUAUAUGAUAAAUGGUGCGAAGUUUAUAGGGAAAGGGUGGCGAUUCUAUCAAGGGUUUUAUUGGAAAUGUUUAUGCUGAAAUCAAAUUCUUUGGUUAAGCUGUCGAUUGAAACAGGUGACAUGUUUAUGGUAAAGAAUAAUCAUUUGAAUGUGUUUGGUUUACCAGGGUCAGAUGAGUGCCUGGCAAAAUUAAAACAAUUCACUUGUAUCGGAGAUUUUUUAAAAUAUGAAAUAUUUUUGAGCGCAUCGAAAACAUCUAGAAAUAUUAAAACACUAUACAUUAGUCCGGGUCGUGUGGGUGCUUUGCACGAACAUAAUGUACCUCAAAGACAAAUUGAUAAUUUAAUUGAACUAAUAAAAGUUCAGAAAAAUCUAGAACAUUUAGCAUUACAUAGUUGUAAUCAACCAAAUAGAUUAGUUGGUUCGCUGAUGUGUUUAUUGGAUCAACAAAUUCAUUCUUUAAGACAUUUAGAAUUUAUCUUGUUCAGCUUCAACAUUAGCAAUGGCAACAACAAUGACAUAAUUGAUUUCACACCUUUAACUGGAUUAAAAAAUUUAGAAACUUUAACUUUCGAAAGUUGUAAAGGAAUCAAAAACUUGAUGGAAGUAUUUUCUAGUAGAAAUGAAUUAAAAAAUCUAAAAAAAUUAAGUUUCAAAAACACAAUCAUGAAGGAUAAUGUGUUGGCUGAAUUUAUAGAAAAUUCAAAAUCAUUAUCAACGCUUCAUAUAGGACCAAUUGAAAUCAACGAUCCAACAGAUCCAAUUAAUAUAUUUGAUUCAUUAGAACAUCUCAUAAUUCACGCCGAUUGGUGUUUUUCAUCAUAUGAUUUACUAUUAGGUUUAAAGGGAUGCAGAGCAAAAUUAAAGACAUUUAAAAUUCCAGAUUCUUAUUGCUUAAACGAUUCACAUUUAUUUGUUAUAGCAGCUUGUUUAGGUGAAUCGUUGAAAUAUCUGGAUAUCAGUUAUGCAUCUCCUUCUCAGAUAACGGGAGAAGGUCUGUCCAAAGUAAGAUCUGUGAUUGAGAGAGUUGAUUACCGUUAUAAAAAAGAUCGUAAAUAUUCCGAUUUUUGGAAUUUAAGAUUUUGGGGGGAAAAUUGGGUCGAGGAACCAAUUAUUGGUGAUUUUUUAGAACAGGAUUGA
Molecule: messenger RNA, 1524 nt
Organism: Entrophospora sp. SA101
Lineage: Eukaryota; Fungi; Glomeromycota; Glomeromycetes; Entrophosporales; Entrophosporaceae
Source: the annotation of a GenBank genome assembly